Molecule: messenger RNA, 1345 nt
Organism: Fomitopsis serialis
Lineage: Eukaryota; Fungi; Basidiomycota; Agaricomycetes; Polyporales; Fomitopsidaceae
Product: Pkinase-domain-containing protein
Exons: 8
Coding region: 131-1015 (294 amino acids)
Biological process (GO): regulation of G2/M transition of mitotic cell cycle; protein phosphorylation; G1/S transition of mitotic cell cycle
Cellular component (GO): cyclin-dependent protein kinase holoenzyme complex; cytoplasm; nucleus
Molecular function (GO): cyclin binding; ATP binding; cyclin-dependent protein serine/threonine kinase activity
Source: RefSeq, a predicted model, not a curated record
CCUCCAUCGUCUUCCCGUCCUUCAAAGUUCGUUCGCAAGCUCGUCCUCUCCUCCCACCACCGCCACGCCCGCUUCAUCCAGCCCCUCCCACAGCCUCCUCAUCCUCGGUUCUCUGCCCCGAUCCGUUCUCAUGGAGCGCUACUCGAAGAUCGAGAAGGUUGGUGAGUGUACCUAUGGUGUGGUGUACAAGGCGAAGGAUGUGACGACCGGUGAGGUCGUGGCCCUGAAGAAGAUCAGGCUCGAGGCGGAGGAUGAGGGCGUCCCGAGUACGGCCAUUCGGGAGAUCAGCCUGCUGAAGGAACUGAAGGACGACAAUGUAGUCAGGUUACUGGAUAUCGUCCACGCAGAUGCGAAGCUCUAUCUUGUGUUCGAGUUUCUCGACGUGGAUCUGAAGAGGUACAUGGAGCACGCGAACAAGGUUGGCAGUCCCAUUGCUCCCGCCAUGGUCAAGAAAUUUACUUACCAACUUAACUCUGGUCUCCUAUACUGCCAUUCUCACCGCAUUCUGCAUCGCGAUCUCAAACCGCAAAACCUGUUGAUCGACAAAUAUGACAACCUCAAACUAGCGGAUUUCGGUCUUGCGAGAGCGUUCGGCAUACCGAUGAGAACAUACACACAUGAGGUCGUGACCCUCUGGUACCGUGCACCAGAAGUGCUACUGGGCUCGCGUCACUACUCAACAGCUAUCGACAUGUGGUCCGUUGGUUGCAUUUUCGCCGAAAUGGUGAUGAGAGGCCACCCGCUCUUCCCUGGUGACUCGGAGAUCGACCAGAUCUUCAAGAUUUUCAGAGUACUGGGGACGCCGAGUGAAGAAUGCUGGCCGGGCGUUAGCCAGUUGCCAGACUACAAGCCAACGUUCCCCCACUGGUCGCCGCAAGACCUUUCGGACCAUGUGCCGUUGUUGGACGAAGACGGUCUUGACCUUCUGAGAGCGAUGUUGACUUACGACACCGGCAAACGUAUCUCGGCGAAGCGGGCGCGGGUGCACCCCUACUUCGAGGACUUCAAGCUAUGAUGUAACGACGUUCACGCUCACGACGCCCCGAGCCCGUUUCAGAUAUACACCCACGCCCUGUCCUUUUCAUCCGUCCGUCCGUCGUAUGCACUUCGCACUUCCUUGUUUUCCCCUCCCCCAGUCCUCGCAGCUUGUUCGUCGCCACGCAACUAUAUCAGUAUGUUCAAUACAUUACAUACGCGUAUUCGUGUCUCCAUAGCCCCGUUCUCGCAUCGCAUCGUCUUUUGACCCCGACCGGUAACCAGUCUCGGUAAUGGAAUGUGUCGUUGUGACCGAGUCAACUUUUGCCUCGGUGAGCCUUUGGGACCAGCCCACUGGUCCGAUAAUUGG